Candida albicans SC5314 is the source of this 6276-nucleotide messenger RNA. RefSeq lists its product as uncharacterized. NCBI's taxonomy places the organism in Eukaryota, Fungi, Ascomycota, Pichiomycetes, Serinales, Debaryomycetaceae. Gene Ontology annotation, biological process: autophagy; Golgi organization; COPII vesicle coat assembly. The coding region runs from base 1 to 6276 and encodes 2091 amino acids. Gene Ontology annotation, cellular component: endoplasmic reticulum exit site; ER to Golgi transport vesicle membrane. The transcript has a single exon. The record is from RefSeq and is a predicted model, not a curated record.
AUGUCAGAAUUAAGCAAUGAUAAUAUCGUCGAAAGCCAGGAACUAUCACUGCCGGUAACCAGGGAGGAGCCAGUGGCUAAUGAUAGCAAUGAUUUGUUUGGUGGAGACGAUCAAAGUACAUCUAAUCAACAAGACGAUUUUUUCUCCAACAUACAGCAACCAGAUCAACCAGAUCAACCAAUUAUUGAGACCAAUGAAGAACUUGAAACUGUGCAUAAGUCAACCGAUGUGGAAUUACCACAAGAAAUACCACUCGAACAAGAGCAGAUUCCGCAGCAACCACAACAACAAGAAAAUGUGAUUGAUGAUUUGUUUGGUACCAGUAACAAUGAUGAUGAUUUUUUCAGUAAUCACAAUCAAGACGGUCUAAACAGUGCUGAAAUAGAAACAGAAGAGAACGUGGAGGUGCCUUUACAACCUGAUUUUGAGCAAAAUCAAGAUUUAGAAUCCGAGAAGGCAACAAUCUCAAUUGACAAAAAAGACGAAGAUCCUGUUCUUGAAAGUCUAACCACUGAAUCAGAUAUUCUUGACAAUGAUCAUGAAUCAACGAGUGAAGCUCCUGGUAUCUCAACUGAACUGGAAGUCUUUGAAGAAGAAGCAGUAGUGGAGGAAGUGCAAUCAACUGCAGAAGAUUCGCCUGUGGAUGCCACUCAACCAUCAGAGCUUGGACCUUUAUCAACAGAACAGAUUAAUCUUGUUGAUGAACCAGAAGCUGGUGCUCCAAAUACUGAAGAAUCGCAAACAGAAUCCAAAUUAGAUCAAUUCUUUACUGAGUCAAAUGAAGGAGAUUUCUUUGAAAACAUUGCCAGGGAUAAUGUAGAACAAGAAGUAUCCAAUCCAUCAAAGACAGAGGCGGAUCAAAAACUCGAAGAUCUUUUCGCCGGUGCUGAUAACGAAAAUGGCGAGGAUCUUGAUUUUCUUCAACAACCACAGCAUAAUGUUGCAGAGGUAAAUUCUGAAGCUGCCGUAGCUACCGAAUCAAUCAAUUUAGAUUUAUUUGGUGAGGAUGAUACAGAUUUCCUUGAUGAAUUAAACUCCAAAAAACAACAACAACAGGAAGAAGAAGUGGGACCAUCAUCAACUUCAACUACAAAUCCUGAGGACAAAUUAGCAGCAUUAGAUUUAGAUGACGAUUUAUUAUUAGAUGAUGAUUUUUUGGAAGAAGGUUCUGUACAACCUAAAGUAGAGAGUUCUUUACCAGAAAAUAAGCCAGUGAAACACCAUCAUUCUUACAUUCCUAGCGGUCCUUCUGCCAAUCAAAAGUCUGUAUAUGCACCACCACAAGUUUCUGGAGUUAAUAAGAAUGAUUUUAUUAAAAAUUUAGAACAAUCUAAAAAAAAACACGAUGCAUACGAUUUCCCAGAUACAUUAUUGGUAAACAAAUCAAGACCAGCUGCUAGACAUGCACCUUCAUCAAACAAGUAUGGUCCACCAUCUGUAUCACAAACGAGUAUCCCAUCUAUCUCAUCAACAAGUAGUUUACCACCUGCAAGAGAUGUAAAAUCUAGCUCACUGGCACCUCCUGCAGCAGCACCUCCAACUGGUACAAGCACUUCAAAAGUUGCCAAGAAAUCAUUUUUCGAGGACUUUCCAGAUGACGAAGAAAUUCCUAAACCUAAACGUGCAGGCAGAGCAGCUGCACCAGUUAAGGCAGUGAAUCAAAUUCACUCACCACAAGUUUUGAAUCAGCAGGUGCAACAACAACAACAGCAGCAGCAGAGUCAACAGAAUGCACCACCAGCACCACCACCGUCAAAGGUAAACAAACAACCACCUGUCAAUCCAUAUAUGCCAAAAUCUGGCACAUCGCCAAUCUUACAACAACAAACCCCUGCUGUUCAUAAAAGUGGUAUUGCAGCACCAAAUGUGAAUGUUCCACAUGCAAACAAUUAUGCUCCACCAUUGAAUUCAUUUGCAUUUCCACCACGUCAACCAAAUCAAAAGACUAACGAUUACUCCCCACAAUUACAGUCUUCUCCGGCUCCACCACCACCACCUACUAGUUUGCAACCAUUUCCUCUGAUUGGUCAGUCACAAUCUGCCCCAGUUUACCACAAUCGACAACCUUCCAACUCAAUUAACACUAAUGUGAAUAAAGUGCCAUCUAUUAACAGUCCAUAUGUUCCUAAUGCUGGUCCUUAUGCUCCACUGACACAUCAGAGAUCUCAUUCAAGAGCAAGUUCAUUGGUUGGAGGUAAAGGCAAAGAGGUCAAUCCUUAUGCCCCUGCAUUGGAGACAGUGGCAAGUGGCGAUAUUAAUCAGAUCCAACAGCAGCAGCAGCAGCAACAACAUCUUUCACCAGCAACUGCGGUUCUCCCACCAGCCAGAGCUCGUGGAUUUUCCAACGCAAAAAGCAACAUCUAUAAGUCUGCGCCAAAAGUUGUCAAUCCGGAACAAUUGGUUUUCAGACAAUACCCAAUUUUCAGUUUUAGUAUCAAUUCCAAUUGUUCAGUCAUAAUUCCAAACACUGGGUAUAACCAGGGAACAAGUAUUAACAUUGGACCAAUCUCUAAUUUAUUGAAAGAUAAAGAUUUGUAUGCCACUUUCCCUGGUCCUUUAUCCAAGAGUAAAUCUAAAAAGAAAGAUGUUGAAAAAUGGUUGGAACUGUCAUCAGGGUAUUUACGCAGUUUAGGGAAAAAUGAUGAACUUGUGUUAAAUGAUAUUUUGUUGCAUUUGAUCAAACAUGAUGGUGAUGUGAAAAAUCAAGAAUUCUUAAGAUCAGCAUGUCUGAUUCUCAAUCCUAAUGUCAAUUUUGAUGUUAAUAAUCUUCCAACUUCUGGAUUAGCCAUUGGAGCUACUAAUGCUCAUAAAUUGGACAAUUCCGGUAUCAACACUGUAUUCACUUUGAUUCAAUCAGGUAAUUUGGAAAAGGCAUUAGAAUAUUGUGUGUCUCGUGGUGAUUGGGCAUUAGCAUUAAUUAUUAGUGGUCCUGAAAAUUUCAAUAAGAUUGCUGCUGAAUACGCUAGAAAUACAUUCCCAUUUGCUAAAACGAACAAUAAAGUGUUACAUAUUAUGCCCAUAAUUUUGAAAGUUCUUGGUGGUAAUGUUUCUAGUGUUAUUGAAGAUUUGACUGCAGUUCCAAAUGAAGGAGAAUAUGCAAAUUUGCAUUGGAGAGAAAUCAUUUCUACAAUUGCAAUUUGUGGAUCAUUAAAGGCAACUGAAUUUUUGAUUGAAUUUGGGAAAUUUUUGAACCAACAAGGUAAUUUUAUUGGUAGUGAAAUUGCUUACAUCAUGGCUGGAUUACCUUUUGGCCAUCAGAACUUUAUGAUGUUGGCUUCUGGUCAUAAUUCCAUGUACACUGAAGUUUAUGAAUAUGCUUUGAAUUUACACAAGGCAAUGCAUUUCCCACACUUGUUGUCCUUAAAGUUGAAACAUGCAUUGACUUUAGCUGAUUAUGGAUUGAUCAAUGAAUCACAGAGAUAUAUUGAUCAUAUUAAUUCUAGUAUCAAGACAUUGGGUAACAAAUCACCUUUUGUCACGCCUAAUUUGCUUCAUGAGUUUCAGAAUUUGAUUAUGAGAAUCACUGAAGUUGGAUCUGGGGAUGAUCAAAACAACUGGUUUUCCGGUAAGAUUAGUCGAGUCAAUCUUGAUAAGAUCUGGGGACAAAUUGAUAAAUUUAUUGUUGGUGGAGAUGAACUGAAAAAUGGUAACAAUAACGAUGGUAAUGGAACUGGCAAUGGAAGUGGUAGUGUUUUCAAUAAAUUUAGUCCUUCCGUGUCGAGAAAUGCAUCAAGUGUGAAUUUACACAAUUAUGCACAACCUUCAAUGAUUAGGCAACCAUCACUUUUACCAUAUCAACCACAACAACAACCGCAACCGCAACAACAAUUAUUGGAUCAAGUUCACAUUGAAAGAAAACCUACAACUGGAUUCGCUCCGCAACCACCACCAUUAGUUGGUCAUCCAUCAACGACAUCAGUUAAUAAAUAUUCUCCAAGUAUUAAAUCGAGUCCUCGUCAAGCACAACAGAAUAAGUUUGAAAAAUAUGCCCCAAGCAACAAUUCAUCUCAUCAUAAUCUUAGUCUUGUUGAAGAAAGGUCAGCUGUUACUAGUGCUGAUGGUCCUGAAUACCCUCACCACCAACACCAACAGAGUAUCAAUGCGUCAGCAGUUCCCGUGCCACUUCCACCACCAACACCACCGGUAAGCAUGCCACAACAUGUAUCUAGGUCUCCACGUAGCCAUCAACUGCACCAACCACCAACAUUACCACCACUGCAUUCACAUCAUGUUCAACAACCAUCUAGAGAUCGGUCACCAUUAGCGACACGAAUCUACCCUUAUAGCAAUAGUGUUGGCGGACAAAUUUCUACUACGUCAGUGGGUUCUAUUCCUAGUCAAAUACCACUUGGUCGACAGACUCAUGGGAAACAACCUUCUAUUUCAAGUGUAAUUUCUGGAGAUAGUAUUGCAGCAGUUGGUUUAGGAGAACAAGAGAAUAUUUUACCACCAUCCACUGGACAAACAGGGAAAACAGCUACAAGUGAAGUGAAUAGAAAUGAAGAAGGUUAUGGAUUUGGGGGUCACUAUCAUCAUGAUCAACCUGAAACUAUAACUGAAUCUCCAGAAUUAAGAGGAUUACAACAACCACAGUCCAGUGAAGCAGAAAUUAGUAAAGACAUUUCAAAUGAUGUAGCAUUGGAUAGUGCUAAGAUACCAGAAGCUUCACAGGAACCAGAAGAAGAAACGGACGAAUCAGGUAAUGUGGCAGCUGCUCCACCACCUCCACCAGUUGCUCCAGUUGCACCUCCUAGAAAAACAAAAUCUUCUAGAUCUAAUCCAUAUGCUCCAUCUACAGAUAUUGGUGCUACCAGUAAUGCACCGUCAGCUGUGGGGCAAACACUUGGUGGGAAACCAAGUAUGAGAAAAUCGGGAUCAAGAACUAACAGAUAUGGACCACCACCAGGAGUUGGUAAUAAACAACCAACUAUUGAUGUUUCACCACCUUCUGCUACUAAUAAUACUGGUAAUGAAGAUUCCAUUAGUAUGUUUUCCUAUGGUGGCUAUCAAAAUGAGUCUAGUCCUCCACUCAAGCAACCGUCACAAUUUGAUCAGACUGCAGUUGCAUCUGCACCUGCCCCACCUCCAUUACAACCACAAUUGGCGGUUCCAGAAAGAGUUCCAACUAAAAAUGUUGCCAAUAUUGAUGAUAGUUUUGAUGAAAAUAGUUUAGCAGCUGAUACAUCAACAACUUACAAUAAUAAUAUGGUAAAUAAACCAUAUGGACUGUCACCAAUGGGACCAACUGUUGCAACUAAUGGACCUGGAUCAGUUACUCUGACACCUUUGAUUUUAAAUCAAGGUUCUGCAAAUAUGAAAUUAUCAAAUCUCAGUACUAUUAGUGUCACUGGAACCGGAACCGGAACUGGGACUGGUGGAGCAUUCGAUGGAUUUCCUAUACCAGGAUCACCUGAUGAAACUACUCGACCAAAUUCUAUAUUUGGUGGUCAUACUAGAGGAUUAUUUUCUUCAAGAUUAUCAGAAUCACAAAGUGUAUUAUAUCAACAAUAUGCAAUUGCUGAUGAUACAGUUGGUGAUUAUAUUCCUAUUAUGGAAGAAGAUGAUGAAGAUGAUGAAGAUGAACAAGCUAAGCAACAGAAACAAAAAGAAAAAGAGGCACAAGAACAAGAAUUGAAGAGAAAGCAGGAACAACAACAACAAAAAGCUGCAGCAAAGAAUAACAACAAUAGUGGCGGUGGUGGUGGCAAAUUCUUUAGCUUAUUCGGUGGUGGUGGUAAUAAUAAGAAACAAGAUAAUGAUGCUAAAGUUUAUAAAGCUCAUUUAGGACAAAAGAAUACUUUUGUUUAUGAUGAAAAAUUGAAACGUUGGAUAGAUAAAAGUAAACCGUUAGAAGAACAAUUACAAGCUAAUCUUCCACCUCCACCACCUCCAUCAAUGAAGAAAAAACCCAAUCCUGUCUCAACUACUACAAACAGCAAUAAUAGUAGUGGACCACCACCAAUGGUUACACCUAAUCCAACUCCAAUUCCAGGAGGUGAUUUGUCUACGACUACAACAGGGGGAAUAUCAACUCCUAUUCCAGCAUCAGCUCCACCAUCAAGAAUGAGUAAAGAUACUACUAAACCAACACCAUCAAUAAAUAGACCAAAGAGUAGUUUAGCUACAGCUUCUGGAUUAGAUGAUUUAUUAUCACUAACAGAUAAUAAUCCACCACCAAAUGGUAGAUCAAGAGGUGUUGGUGGCGGUGCUACACCAGGAGGAAGUAGAAGAAAUAAACCUAAACGUCGUGGAUAUGUGAAUGUUAUGGAGAAAUAA